This is a messenger RNA of Leopardus geoffroyi (Geoffroy's cat), 5895 nucleotides long. It is a transcript of the gene ZNF624, whose product is annotated as zinc finger protein 624. The transcript is spliced from 7 exons. The record is from RefSeq and is a predicted model, not a curated record. Lineage: Eukaryota; Metazoa; Chordata; Mammalia; Carnivora; Felidae. Gene Ontology annotation, biological process: regulation of transcription by RNA polymerase II. Gene Ontology annotation, molecular function: RNA polymerase II cis-regulatory region sequence-specific DNA binding; DNA-binding transcription factor activity, RNA polymerase II-specific. Bases 1136 to 3520 code for a protein of 794 amino acids.
CGGGCCCCGGUUCCCCGCCGCCCCUCCCUCGGCGCUGGGCUCCUGGCGGCAUCCGGGGCGGGGCCGUUCCCUCCAGAGCCCCUGUCCCUGAGCCGACACGCCCACCCGAGAGGCGACUGGGGCUGGGCCUCCUGCCUGGCUGUCGGCGCGGUCUCCCCCACGCUUGGCUCCCGGGCUGGCGGUGCCCUCGGCGGCGGGCGCGGCGCUGGGGUGGGGGAGCACGGGGCGCGGCCUUAGGCUUAGUAGGGUUCGACUAGGGCUUGCUGGCCUCUGACCUGACUUUCCGCCUCUUCCCAGUCCCGCGCCUUUGAUGGAGGAAGUGGGGGGACCCCGGAUGGGCACUUAGGGAAAAAGGGCGAGGCUGGAGGAAGGACAGUCUCCGUCCUGGCUUUUGAACCCGCAGGGAUGGACCGAUUUCACACCUGAUGGCCUGACAGGUGGAUGAACUCCUGUCCUUUCGGUAACCGAGGCAGCUUCUCCCCCUCCCCCCGCCCCGUCUCAUUUUAUGGCAUUUCACGGAAUCACUUUCAAAUCACCUGUCUCUCCCAGACCUGAUAAUGGCAUUAUUGCUUUGGCUGGGAGAUGCUGGAUUGGUCCGUGGCGCUGAAGUUCUCAACAAGAACAUGGACCCCUUCGUUAUUUUAAAAUAACAAAGCUAGCUGAGGACCCACAGCAAGUGACAUUUUUCAAGUCUUUGAUACUUCCGCAGUGCUUGGGAAGACAGACAGGGACACUAUCCAGAAAAAAAUAUCUAGGCAAUUACGACUAUGGAGAAAUGUUGGCCUGGAUUAGAUAUCUUCUGCAUAAGGGCAGAGGUGAAAGGAGAAACAGUGCGCCAUGUCUUUGCAGGACCCCACUCUCGGCAGAGAGGGGAACACAGAGGAAGAGAUUAUGGCUGCUGUGGUUUUUUCUGUUGGACCUCUGAAGUGACCAAGCUUAAUAGAUGACAUGGAGAGAAAGAAGAUGUUUAAGACACAGAGCUUGGCUGUAGGGUGCUUACAGUCUCAUUGAGAAUCCUGAAGUUUCCAAGCCAGAUGAAGACCUUCACCUUCAGGCUGAAGAACCAGAAUUGGAAAAGGAUUCUGUGACAUUUAAAGAUGUGGCUAUAGACUUCUCGUUAGAAGAGUGGAGGUUGAUGGACCUUUCCCAGAGGAACCUGCACAAGGACGUGAUGCUAGAGAAUUACAGGAAUCUUGUCUCCCUGGGGCUUGCGGUUUCCAAACCAGACAUGAUAUCUGACCUGGAGGAUGGCAAAGGACCGUGGGUGGUAGUGAGGGAAAUUGCAAGAACCCCCUAUCCAGAGCUGGAGACCAAACCUGCAGCCAAGAAUGUUGUAUCAACAGAAAAUACUUCUGAAGAUGUAUCACAAGAGACCAUAAUAGAUAAACUCACAGAGAACAGUCUGUGGAACCCCAGAAUGGGAGGAUUAUGGAAAUGGAAUGAAAGGAUAUUGAGAUUGCAAAAUAGUCAGGAAAAUCAUUUGAGUCAAAGAAUAGUUACUCACAAGAAAAUUUCCACUGGUCAAAGAGGAUUUAGAUUUGGAUCUAUUCUUUUUCCAGAAGCAGGAGUUAUCACAGAAGGGCCCCACGGCAAGUGCCAAACACGUGAAAAUUUCACUGAGAAUUUAGAUUUGAUUACAGAUACCCAUCUAGGAAAGAAAAUCUGCAAGGAUACAGAAGGCAGCAAAGCUGUAAGGCCUACUUCAGAACUUACUUUAGGAAAAAAAUACAAUAAUAAAGAAAAACCCUAUAAAUGUAGUACCUGUGAAAAGUCCUUUCGUUACAGGUCAUUACUCAUUCAACAUCAGAGAACGCACACUAAAGAAAAACCUUAUGAAUGUAACGAAUGUGGGAAAAUGUUCAGCCAGCCUUCAUAUCUCAGUCAACAUAAAAAAAUUCAUACUGGAGAAAAACCCUAUAAGUGUAACGAAUGUGGAAAGGCCUUCAUUGCUUCUUCAUCACUUAUGGUGCAUCAGAGAAUUCAUACUAAGGAGAAACCUUAUCAGUGCAAUGUCUGUGGAAAAUCUUUUAGCCAGUGUGCUCGCCUUAAUCAACACCAGAGAAUUCAAACCGGAGAGAAGCCCUAUAAAUGUAGUGAAUGUGGGAAAGCUUUCAGUGAUAAAUCAAAACUCGCAAGACAUCAGGAGACUCACAAUGGAGAGAAACCCUACAAAUGCAAUGAUUGUGGGAAAGCCUUUAGGAAUAAGUCCUAUCUUAGUGUACAUCAGAAGACCCAUACUGAAGAGAAACCAUAUAAAUGCAAUGAAUGUGGGAAAUCUUUCAAGAAUACCACAAUUUUUAAUGUUCAUCAGAGAAUUCAUACUGGAGAGAAACCCUUUAGAUGUAAUGAAUGUGGGAAAGCCUAUAGAAGUAAUUCAAGCCUUAUUGUACAUAUAAGAACUCAUACUGGGGAAAAACCAUAUGAAUGUAAUGAAUGUGGGAAAGCAUUCAAUCGUAUAGCAAAUUUCACAGAACAUCAAAGAAUUCAUACAGGAGAAAAACCCUAUAAAUGCAACGAAUGUGGAAAAGCAUUCAUUAAUUAUUCAUGCCUUACCGUACACCACAGAAUGCAUACAGGAGAGAAACCUUAUAAAUGUAAUGAAUGUGGAAAGGCCUUCAUGCGUUCUUCAUCCCUAAUUAUACAUCAGCGGAUUCAUACUGAAGAAAAACCUUAUCUAUGUAAUGAAUGUGGGGAGUCUUUCAGAAUAAAAUCACACUUAACUGUGCAUCAGAGGAUUCAUACUGGAGAGAAACCGUAUAAAUGUACUGACUGUGAGAGGGCAUUUACCAAAAUGGUAAAUCUCAAGGAGCAUCAGAAAAUCCAUACUGGAGUGAAACCUUAUAAAUGCUAUGAUUGUGAGAAAUCUUUCAGGACUAAGUCCUACCUUAUCGUACAUCAAAGGACCCAUACUGGGGAAAAACCAUAUAAAUGUAAUGAAUGUGAAAAGGCUUUCACUAACACAUCGCAACUUACCGUACAUCAAAGAAGGCAUACUGGAGAAAAACCCUAUAAAUGUAAUGAGUGUGGGAAGGUUUUCACAAGUAACUCAGGCUUUAAUACCCAUCAGAGAACACAUACUGGAGAGAAACCAUUUAAAUGUAAUGACUGUGGGAAAGCAUUUAGCCAGAUGGUACACGUCACAGAACAUCAGAAAAUCCAUAGUGGAGAGAAACCCUAUAAAUGCGAUGUCUGUGGAAAAGCCUUCAGGAGGGGUUCCUACCUUACAGUGCAUUGGAGAACACAUACUGGAGAAAAACCCUAUACGUGUAAGGAAUGUGGAAAAGGUUGUAUCACUCUAUCACAGCUAACUCUUCAUCAGAGAAUUCAUACUGGGGAAAGGCCCUACAAAUGUGAAGAAUGUGGAAAAGCCUUCAGAACCAACUCAGAUUUUACUGUACAUUUGAGGAUGCAUACUGGAGAAAAACCCUAUAAGUGUCACGAAUGUGGAAAAGCCUUCAGGAGUAGCUCAAGCCUUACUGUACAUCAAAGAACCCAUCAGAGAGAAACUCAGUUUAUAUAAAAAGUAAGAAACCAUUCAUCCAGAUGCCAGCUCUACAAGGAGAAUCUUAUAAACUGUGUCUUUUAUGAAUGUGGGAAAACUUUCAGGAGCAAUUCACCAGAAAACACACACUUAAGGGAUACUUUAUAAACAUAAAAAUGUGGAAAACUCAUAUUAAAUCUUAGAAGUUACAAGCAAAUUCACAGUAGAGAAAAAUAAUGGACAAAUGAAAGCAUUCACCCAGAUUUCAUACUUUGUUCACUUAAAUUAUCUUCAAUGAAUUGCCUAUAAUUUUUUACCUAUUUUUCUAUUGGUUUGUCUUUCUUACAAAUCUGGAGGUGCUCUUUAUAUACUUGAAAUAUUAAUCCUUUGUCAUGUGUGUUUGAAAAUUUUUUAAUCUAGCAUUUGUUUUUAUGCUUUUUUAUAUGGUAAAAGAAGUCGCCACAUUUUAAUUUUUCAUAGAUAUUUAUUUUCCUUUUUAGAUUAAUUUACUCUUUUAGUUAAAAGAGUCUCCUUAAUCCCUAGGUUAUACAUAGUGUUCUAAAUUUGUUUCUAAGAUUUUGUUAAUUUUAUAUUUUAUAUUAAAGUCUUUAAUCUGUCUGAACUAGAUGACUAGUCAUAGAAGAGCAAAUUGCCAUUAAUCUCUGAAAAUAUUAUGAACCUAAGGUAGUACUCAGGGAAAUGCAAAUUAAAACAACCAAUGAGAUGUCACCUCCACUAAAUGGAGUUGGCAAAAAUUAAGAGAUCUUUUGGUAGUGGGAUUUGGGAAACCAUGUACUCUUAACACAAACGGUUAUAUCAACUUCUAUUUCCACCAGCAAUUAAGCAAUAUGUAUUCAAAUAUUUUAAUAACAUUUUAAAAUAAAAAUACUUUGACCUAGCAGUCUCACUUUGGGGAUCUUCCCCACAGAAAUAACAGCAUCAGUGCAUAAGAAUACACAUAAGUCAGGAUUUUUGUUGAAGUAUUGUUUGUAGAGGCAAAGUAGAAAACCAAGUGGGGACUAAGUGAAUGCCCAUUAAUUGGGGAAUGGUUGAAUAAAGUGUGAUAUAGCCAUUCUAUGGAACAGCAUGAGAGUAAUUUUUAAUGUUAGUUAUAUCUACACUAGUUGAUCUCAAGGUAUUUCCACAAUUUUUAAUAACUAAUUGCUUUAUUGCAGAGCUUUAUGUGUACAGGGUUUCAUUUUUUGUUAAAUGAUCAUUCCCAUUUAUGUAUAUAUGUGUAUGUGAUGAGCAUGGAAACAAGUAUAUAUACUUGGCUGAAUAUAUACGAGGCUGUUAUUAUUGGUUACCUUGAAGGAAGGGAGAAGAGAAGUAGGAGAAAGGACUGGAAAAACAAUUUUUUUAAUGUAAGUGCAGCAUGUAUGGUAUAAAACUAUGUAAAACUGUAUUUGUAUGAACUUCUGAGAACUAUGAAUGAAGGAUGGUCUCCAAAAAGUUAGAUUGUUUUAGAGUUGGGGGAGUUUGCAGUACUUUUUGUCCGAUUACUGCACUUCUAUGUAUUUUAUAAGCUUUCCUUCCCAACAAGCAUGUGAUAUUUAACAUAAACAGGAAACACCUAUUUUACUUGUGAAGGUAAUUUACUGGACACCUGUUAUGUACCAAGAAUUACCCUAAUAUAUUGGCAGGGUAGGGACAGUCAGGAAUCUAAGAGCAUGGGAAUUUGUUCCGAUGCUGCAUAGAUUCCAAACAAGUUACCCAGCACCUCAUUACACCCACCCUCUCGGUUUCAUUUAGAAGAGGUAGUAAUUUCAGACAAAUGAGAAACGUACCCAAGAAUAUCUGGGACUUGUGUUCAGGCUAUAAACCAGAAAACUGCAAGCCUCAAGAGAAGCUCCACCUUCAACAUGGCACCAAAGAAAAGACCACAGUGAUGAAAAGUUCCAUGUACAGCCUCAUAGAACAUUACAUGAUGGAAUAGAGAGAGGGGAAACAGCCAGACACCCGAGUCCAUAAAAAAGGAAGUCUUGGGAGUUCUGGAAAUACUAAGAGUCCUGGAACAAAGAUGAGAACCAAAAGGCUAUGGCCCUGAUAUCAGAAGGCCAUAACAAACAAUGGACCUGAUACCCAAAAAGGACAAGACAUGAUGAGCUAUACUUCAGUGGAGGCUGAAGAAAAAAGAAUCCCAGUACUCCUCCCACAAUGUUGGAAUAUGUAUAUAUCCAAUAUUGGGGAGGAGAUAUUGGACAAAUGAUAGGAGCUACCUCCCAUUACAAGUAAAUAAUUUGACACUGGUUAAAAUGACCAUUUCUGAUUGAAUUUUAAUAAUGGAAUUUAUGAAUUGUUACCAAGAGACAUACCUCCUUUGGAUGUAAUGUAUGGGUUUCUGAUUGGAAAGUUUAGAGGUACACCCUGACAUACUAUCCUUAAGAAACCUUGCUGUUAAACAGUUGACAUGA